Micromonas pusilla CCMP1545 is the source of this 1181-nucleotide messenger RNA. RefSeq lists its product as uncharacterized. Lineage: Eukaryota; Viridiplantae; Chlorophyta; Mamiellophyceae; Mamiellales; Mamiellaceae. The record is from RefSeq and is a predicted model, not a curated record. Bases 32 to 1114 code for a protein of 360 amino acids. The transcript has a single exon.
CGUCCGCGCGCUCCACCGCGCCGGUUCGACGAUGUCGCGCGCUCUCUCCCGCGCGCUCGCGCUCGUCGUCGCGCUCGCGCUCGUCGCGCGCGGCGUCGCGGGCGAACCCGCGGUCGUCGGGACCCCGCGCACGGACGGCUACGUCGGAUUCGUGUGCCCGCCCGGGUAUCAAAACUUCACGCUGUGGACGGGGAUCCGAACGAAGGACGACCACUACACGUGCAACCCCGGGGUGCACUGGACCGGGACAUUCUUAGGCACCGCGCCCGAGAUCAAGAACGCGUACGUCGUCGGCGAUUUCGCGGAGAAGGGCUGGCAGAUCCGAUCGCCGCUGAUCAAAGUUUUCGACUACACCGGAAUGGCCAAGCCGGCCUCGAAGCCGGAAGGGGACGCGGUCAAGAUGACGAAGAACGACACCUUGGACGAGCGCGGGAACACGAACUGGAACGCGUGCGUCCCGGGGCUCAAGGCUGGCAUGCUGUUCGGGUUCACCCUGGAGGUGGACACGAACUGUUACCCCGAAGCGGAGUCCCAGGGCCUGUGCAAACCCGAGUCGAACUGCGAAGGGCACGGCACGCUCCCGACGGGCCAGGCGAGGUGCGAGCCCGCGAAAAACUUCAAGAAAUUCCGAUCCGAGGCGGCGAUGAUUGGCGAGAAAAUGCAAGUGGGGGAGGACGACCCGUUCGACCACGACUCGCUCGCGAUGGACAAGGACGUCUCUCCGCUCGACGCGUCGGACUGCGUCUCGACGACGAAGGACGGCUCGCACGUCGCGCGAGAGUACAAGGGACCCACGCCGCAGACGUUGUACGACGGCGACGGGAACCUCACGUCGAUCGUGCACUCGUACGUGUGGGGGACGUGCUGGGAGACCUGCCCGUUGGAGGAUCUGAAGAAGAAUCAGAAUCACGUGUACGUUCGCUCGCCGCCGCCGCCGCCGUCGGAUUCGUCGGCGUCGUUGGGGGCGACGGAGGACGCGCGCGGCGGCGACGGCGCCGUUCUCGCGUGCUGCAUCGCCGCCGUCGGCGCCGCGGCGGCGCUCGUCGCGACGGCGCGGCGUCGGCGCGGGCGCGAGGCGGCGCUCGAGCCCGCGGAAUCGCUUCCGCUGUUGUGAAGCGUCGUCGAGCCUUACUUAGACUAAGAUGCGUCGUCGUCGAGCUAUAAGAUAUGAGAUACUCUAC